This is a messenger RNA of Cryptotermes secundus, 1709 nucleotides long. Its product is annotated as D-beta-hydroxybutyrate dehydrogenase, mitochondrial. The record is from RefSeq and is a predicted model, not a curated record. The transcript is spliced from 7 exons. Lineage: Eukaryota; Metazoa; Arthropoda; Insecta; Blattodea; Kalotermitidae. Bases 531 to 1604 code for a protein of 357 amino acids.
AGCCAAAGUGGAGUAAUUGAAAAGGGAAACGAGGAUAUAGACGAACAGACCGAAAGCAAUAGACCUGUGGGAACCUAUUACAAAAACAAUUGAAACCAAUUUGACUCUGUAGAAAAUACCGCCGGUCCUGAGGCAGGAUACUUAGGGGUGACCUGCUUUAUCAUGUUGAUAUGCGAGCAACAGUUUUGAUUAAACGUUGCAUAUGCACGGGCAAUCAUAUAACCAUGAUGCGAUGCAUUGCAUAAAUUAAAGAUUACAAAUAAACCGAAGAUGUGGGGAGUACACAACUAGGUGUCUCUAGCUACAAGAACUGCCUUCUCUAAGAAGCGCAUGUGACGGCAGUUCAGCAGCAGUUGUGGAAAUAGUGCAGCGAUAGUUGACCUGGUGUUUUUGGCUCAGAACGCUACUUUUGAGAAUUUUGGCUUGUUGCCUGGUUUGUGUGUGUUGGGUAGGCUCAAGGGGCGCGGCUACAACUGACGGUAGUGGUAGAAUAAGUAGGAAGUCAACGACGACGUAGUUUUAACGAAGUGAUGGGGAAGAACGAAGAAUUACCAUGGGAUCUGUUUGAUCGUUGCCUUCUUCCCGUCAUAUUUUCACACGCUGCAGCAGUUAUUCUCUCAACAAUCCUAAACAGCCUCUAUAUCUCCCAAGUUUCAACUUUCACACUUUUCCUCUGGUUUGUCGUCUCCAGCCUGGGUGCAGUUUUCUUCUAUCAUAAUCUCAAGGUAACUGCAGCCGGCAAAACAGUUUUAAUAACCGACUGUACCUCAAAAAUUGGGUAUGCAGCUGCUCGCCAAUUGGAUGAUCUGGGAUUCACGGUGUUUGCUGGCUUCCAAGACAAGGACAAAGGAAGUAAAAGCGCAAGGAAGCUAAAGGAUGAGUCUUCAGGACGUCUGCAUACUUUGCAGCUGGAUGUAACAUCAGAGAAAGAGAUAUUAGCAGCUGCAGCUUAUGUGAAGGAGAACUUACCUCAUGGAACAUCUGGUCUUUGGGCUCUAGUGAACAGUUCAACGUGGGCCGCUUUUGGUGAGGUUGAAUGGAUUCCAUUCGCUGUAUAUAAAGAGGCUACAGAAGUGAAUCUUCUCAGUGCAAUCAGGAUCACACAAGUUUUCUUGCCACUCAUUCGUAAAACUAAGGGUCGUGUAAUAAAUAUUGUAAGUAUUCUUGGCCGCAUUGCAGCACCUCUCCGUUCUCCAUACUGUACAGUUAAAUUUGGAAUGGAAGCUUUCAGUGACUGCCUCCGACUGGAAAUGCGACGUUGGGGAGUAGAUGUCAUUGUAGUUGAACCUGGUGAUUAUACCACUGGAAAAACUUGGUUUACAGACGAAGUACUACUGGCACAAGCAAGGCAUAUGUGGAAAUCAAUGAGCAAAGAAGCACAAGCUGAGUAUGGAGAGGAUUACUUUGAACAGUCAGUUCGAAGUCUGGAAACAUACACAAAAGGAGAAGAAAUGGAUCUGACACCUGUGCUCCGUUCCCUGACUGAUGCUGCGUGCCGCACGUUCCCCCUACCUCGUUACACAUCUGUCACUCGUUCUGAGAAACUGCAGGCAUUUGUGGCUGACCACCUACCACGCUCUGUAUAUGAUAUUAUAUAUACAUGAACACUUUUAUUUUUGGAAAAAUGUCAAUGCUUCUAUAUCCAAAAUAUAGAUAUCAUUCUCUCAGCAUUAUAAUUUGAUCUUUCAAUAAAUAAAAAUUAAUGUGAA